Molecule: messenger RNA, 1506 nt
Organism: Exophiala spinifera
Lineage: Eukaryota; Fungi; Ascomycota; Eurotiomycetes; Chaetothyriales; Herpotrichiellaceae
Exons: 7
Coding region: 1-1506 (501 amino acids)
Source: RefSeq, a predicted model, not a curated record
AUGACUGCGAGACGCAAAGGCUCAGCCAUCUCCAGCACUUGCACGAAUGAAACCGAGACUGCGGAGCAGAGUAUCUCAAAUUCGACGUUCGAGUUUGUUCUCAUGGCUCCAAAUGGAGGCUUCAACAAAUACGGGAUCAGUCAAAUUCGAGCACACACGACGAGAGAACUGCAUAAAGCUAGACGUCAAGCUGGACAGACGUUCCUGCGUCGUCACCGGAACCGCCUGGGAAAUGUUUAUUUCGGCUCGCAGUUCGAUUCUUUCAAGGCCCUACCGCAACUCCGCAUGGAGGAGAAGCGACCUGGGAUUCUCAACGAGGUCAAGUACAACGGUAUUGCAGUGCAAGAACUCAUUGUUCUUGCAGUAUUUCACGUAUACAACCAGACUGCUAUGAAGCAGGUUAUCUGGCCUCGAGGAACAAAGGACGAUACAUUUUUCACAGGAAUGCUGCUUAUGUGCUCUGUUCAUCUCGACAGUCUUCACACUCGGUCAAACGUCUUGUCGCCAGUCUCGACUGCUCUCAAACUCGAAGCCAUGAGGAAAGUGCGCGAGAGGAUCCAAACUCGGUCGGCGGAUGACAUUAUUAGCAGCAUCUCAGCCAUCGCCUGCUUAGCUGCUUGUGCAUUGGUUCGCGAUGAAAUCGAGGGUGCCGACGAGUAUCAGCUACAUCGAAAGGCAUAUGCCGUUCUUAUCAAGGAAGCAUUUGAGCAACGGAUGUUUGAACGCUCGAGGUUUUGCAAGGAUGUCUUGCGAAUCAUUACCGUCAUUGCGAUCGGCCGAAGAUGUCGCAUGCCAACGCCUGGUUUGGCGCCGGUGAUCGACUCUGCAAUAGCACUCAAGGAGUACGAAUACGUCUUUGAGGACGAGUGGCAGAGCCGAACACACGCUCAGCCAGAGCUCUUUUCUCCAGUCUACGAUGGUCGAGAGAAGCCAGACGAGGAUGCUUUUCCAUACGUGCACACCGACCAUCUCCGGCACUUGCUCCAAAUGAUGCAGAGCGUCAUUGAGAUCUGGACAAGACAAACCAGGACGCCUCUUGAGGUAGGGGACAAGGAGGUCGCUGUGCUGGAUUUGUUAUGCCCACAGAUACUCAGCCUACCGAGCGCAACGUUGCCCGGACUGGCCUGCACUGGAGACUACGUAUACGAGGCAUGUCGUGUCACGUCAGUGUUGAUGAUUCAGAGCGUCGAACGCAGUCAAUCCUGGAAAAAGGUUGCACAAGGGUCAAAGCUGAUGGGAGAAUUACGAGCCGCAUUGGAAAGGACAGAAUUGGGGCCGACGCUUGAGCGAGGUGUCUCGGGUGGACACUGGCGUAAGAAUCUCGGUCUCUUGUACUGGAUUGUGUUGGUGUUUCAUUGCGCAGCGUUUGGGUCGGCGGAUUAUGCGUUCGCACAUGCUUUGCAGACGAGUUUGUCGUUUGAGUUGACGUACAAUUAUCAUGACUGGCAUGGCGCAUUGGUUCCGAUGUUGAUGUUGAAAGAUGUCAUGCCUGAUCUCUACGAUUGA